UCUAAUAAUGCCUCCAAGCCUUUAAAUACCCUGAAUGAAAAUAAUAUAUAGCUUCGGGUGGUAAGCCGCCUACGCUCUGGUCUCAUUUUAAAGCUUAGGCAGGCAGCUUACAUUAGUCGAUGUGAUUGUACGAUGGCGUCAACAAUGAAAAUAUUGCUUUUAUUUUGUCUUGGCAUAACUUUAGCAAAGACUCACUCAAGUGAUACGCUAUACAUGUUCACAAGCGAAUUGGACUGGUUGGAAGGGCAAUUGAGAAGUUAUGUCGUAAACUACAUUAGAUGGGGAUUACCUUGCUACGUUGUCAACCGAUGGGCAUUGUUGUAUGAUCAACAUAUACCUCGUUGCUCAUCAAUUACUAGAUACCACAGUGAACAAACUAAUGGGUAUUGGAAAUGGUGCGUGUAUGACGAUGGAACUCCAAUUGAGCAUACGUUGGAUAUGAUACAGAAGUUUCCAUACAAUUGUGAAAAGGCGAGAGCUUGUCCAAAAGACACCGUGUAUGAAAAAACCCAAAGAUGUGAAGCUAGUUGUGACGAGGCACUAGGUAGCAGGUUAUUCAAAAUGACGUUUCACUGCAAAAAUAAAUGCAUUUGUGCGCGUGGAAUGUACAGAAAUAAAGAUGGAAAAUGUGUGAAGAAAGAGGAUUGCAAAUCAGCAAUACAUUCCUGCGAAAAGCCUAAAAUUUACAAAAAAUGCGCCACAAGAUGUCCGGCAACUUGUGCUACGCCAAAACCAGGAUACUGUAUAAAAGAAUGUAAUGAGAAUAUGCAUUGUGUUUGUCCACCAAAUAUGGUUCAAUAUAGCCAAAAUAAUCGAACAUGCACAAGACUAGAAGAUUGUCCAAAAUGUGAGCAUGAUUCAUUACCAUCAGACUGUGCUCCAGAUUGCCCGGACACUUGCCCAGAUAACAUAUCGUGCAAAGGAAGCGAUUGCCAAGAAGGGGUUUAUUGUGUUUGUCCACCAGGAACCGUUCGGCUCAACAGGCUAUUACCGGUAAAAUGUGUCUCUCUGGACAAAUGCCCCCCUUUAUGUGAAUCUCCAAGAGUUGCAAUUGGCUGUGGAACUGCCUGUCCCGCAACUUGUGACGAUCCUGAACCGACUUGCGAAGAGAAAUGUACACCAGCAAAUAUUUGCUCUUGCCCGGUUGGCUAUCUGCAGAGAAGCAAAACCGACAAAACUUGUGUUAGACUCGCAGAUUGUUUGGGCUGCAAAGGUGUAUCAUUUCCAGUAGAAUGCACACCUGAAUGUCCUCCAAGCUGUACCUAUGGUGGAGAAAUAAACGUCUCGUGCAAAAGAACAUGCAAAUCCAAAUACGUUUGUGGUUGUCCAAAAGGCUACGUUCAUUUGAACGUAAAUGACGACGAGUGUGUGAAGUUAGUAGAUUGUCCAGCCUGCAAGUCCCCAGCAAUGCACAUAAAGUGUACAGAUGAAUGUCCAGCUACAUGUGUUGAAAAACCGGAUGAUUGUAUAGUGAAAUGUAAAUCAAAAUACACCUGUGGAUGUUCGAUAGGAUGGAUUCAAUUAAGUCUUGAUGAUCAUGAAUGUGUCAAAGAAGGAGCUUGUCCACGCACAUGUGAAGAACCGAAAGUGUAUGAAAUUUGCCCGUCCCUCUGUCAACCUACAUGCAAGAAUCCUGACCCUAAAGGUUGUCAGUUCGGAUGUAACCGUAGAAAAUGUAUAUGUCCCAAGGGCAUGGUACAGCCAGAUGAAAUGGACCACUCUUGCAUUAAGCCGGCCGAAUGUUCGAGUAAAACAGAGGAAUGCAAAGCCCCAGCUGUACGCAUGAAGUGCAAAACUAGAUGCCCAGCGACAUGCGGAGAAAAGCCCUGGCCUUGUACCGUUGAAUGUAAAUCCGAAUAUACAUGUGGAUGCCCAAGUGGAUACAUUCAAUUAAGUUUGGACAAAAAAGAAUGCGUCAAGGAAGGAAAAUGUCCGAGGACCUGUGACGCACCAAAAGUGUACCAAGUGUGUCCGUCUAUGUGUCAGCCUACUUGUGACAAUCCGGAGCCUCCGGGUUGUCGUCUUGGGUGCAAUCACAUAAAAUGCAUUUGCCCAGAAGGUAUGGUUCAACCAGAUGAGAGAAAUCGCACUUGCAUUAAACCGUCUGAAUGUCCGGGUAAGCAGGAAGCUUGUGAAGCUCCAGCAAUAAGGGUUAAAUGCACUAAAGAAUGUCCUGCAACUUGCGAACAGAAACCGAGCCCUUGCUCCAUCGAUUGUAACUCGGAGUAUACCUGCGGUUGCCCUGUGGGCUACAUUCAACUUAGCCUGGACAACAAAAAAUGUGUGAAAGAGGGGCAAUGUCCAAAAGUGUGUGAAGCACCCAAAGUGUUUGAAAAGUGUCCAUCGCUGUGUCAGCCUACAUGUGAAAUCCCAGAACCACCAGAGGGAUGUCAGCGUGGAUGCAAUCCCCGAAAUUGCGUUUGUCCUGAAGGAAUGGUACAACCAGAUGCUAAAACUUUUACCUGCAUCAAAAAAUCAGAAUGCGCAAGUAGGAGUCUGAACAUCCACAGAAAGCCUAUAUGUAAGCCUCCCAAAGUAUUUGCUGAAUGUGCUUCAAAGUGUCCUCCGACAUGUGCAGAACCCGAUCCCUUUUUAUGCUCCAGAGCAUGUGAUGCAAACAUUCUUUGUGUAUGUCCUUACGGUAUGGUUCAGCACGACAAGGUCAAUAGAACAUGCAUUGCAGAGAACGAUUGCCCAGUCUGCAAAUCUCCGAAAGUCUUUGUGGAUUGCGCCUCUAAAUGUAGACCAACGUGCCAGACUCCGAAUCCCACAUUUUGUGACAAAGCGUGUGAUCCUGACGUCCAAUGUGUAUGUCCAGCUGGCAUGGUCCAUCCAACAAGCGGAGAUGACAGCUGUAUCCCGUUGUCGGAAUGUCCAGAAUCUUGCGAGUUUCCUUUGGUUGCGACUAAUUGCGCGUCAAAAUGUCCACCAACUUGCAAGGAUCCUGUUCCGUCUUGCCCAAAAGGGUGCAAAUCUGGGGUUCAAUGCGAAUGUUCUAUUGGUCUUCUACAAAUUAGCGACUCCGACAAAAAAUGCGUUUUUCCAUCCCAAUGUCCCGGACUGAAAAAUGAUUGUCCACUGAGAAAGCAGCCCACUAGAUGUGCCAGUGGAUGUCCAGCUACCUGCGAAAAUAAAACGCCAAGAUUUUGCACCAAGCCAUGCAGACCUGAUGUAAAUUGCGAGUGUCCACGUGGAAUGGUCCAAAAAAGUCUAAAAGAUGAUACCUGUGUCUGGCCGGACCAGUGCGACUCCUAGCGAACAAUAAUUUUGCUUUGCUAAUUAGCGGUCGUGAAAAUGGGAAAAAUUUUAUUGCGCGCAUGGUCGACUGAAUUCCACAUUUUAAUUGAGAUCAUUGUAUUUUAUCGCUUAUUAUCUAGUCAUGGCAGCGAAAAAUUAAUAUGACUAUAUGAGAAAACACUAA
This is a messenger RNA of Styela clava, 3421 nucleotides long. RefSeq names its product zonadhesin-like. The record is from RefSeq and is a predicted model, not a curated record. Lineage: Eukaryota; Metazoa; Chordata; Ascidiacea; Stolidobranchia; Styelidae.